CCCCGCCCCCAACCCCGUUGCCCCUGCCCUGGGCAGAGCCUUUGGGUCAGCGGAGCAGGGUGGUCCACAUGUCCCUGGGUGCCCCUGGCCUCAGGUCAGGGGCCAGAGCCUCUCUGGCCCUCUCCCUGUGGUGGGCUGAUCCCUCCAUCAUGGCUCCUCCAGCUCCAGAAGGGCUGGCUUCACUGGGCUGCUGUGGGGGGAGGGGGCGGGGGCUGCGUGGACACCAGCCUGCAGCCCCCAGGCCUGCCCAGCGGCCCCCCCUACUCUCCCACCUCCGCUGCUGGGCCUCACUUCCGCCGUAGGGUGAAGAGCGCAGCCCCAGCCCGAUAGAUAAGCAGCGCUGUUUCCUCUGGGGAAGGAAGGAGGGUGGGGGAGCGGGUGCAGAGACCUUGAGCUGGGGCAGCUGAGUGCCAAUGGACCCCAGCCAUGAAAGGCCAGGGGAUGAGGAGGCUGGCCCGGGGAACAGACCCUCGGAAGGGCUGCUGCAGGAACAGGUUGAGCCUCCAUCCCACCACUUCUCCCCUGAGGAGCGGACCCUGCUCUAUGAGGAGGCACUCUACACAGUCCUGCAUCGCCUGGGCCAGCCAGAGCCCAACCACGUGGCUGAGUCCUCUGAGCUGCUGCGGUACCUCCAGGAGGCCUUCCAACUGGAGCCAGAGGAGCACCAGCGGAUGCUGCAGCAGGCCCUGGAGCUUGAGAAGCCAAUGUUCUUUCUGAAGGCCACGGUGAAGCAGGCCAAGGGCAUUCUGGGCAAGGAUGUCAGUGGGUUCAGCGACCCCUACUGCCUGCUGGGCAUUGAGCAGGGGGUGGGCGUGCCCGGGGGUAGCCCUGGGGCCAGGCAGCGGCAGAAGGCGGUGGUGAGGGACACCAUCCCGGAGGAGCAGACUCACCGCACCCAAGUCGUCACACAGACACUCAACCCAGUCUGGGAUGAGACCUUCAUCUUGGAGUUUAAGGACAUAGCCAAUGCCAGCUUCCAUCUGGACAUGUGGGACCUGGACACAGUGGAGUCCGUCAGACAGAAGCUAGGGGAGCUGACAGACCUGCAUGGGCUGCGCAGGAUCCUUAAGGAGGUCAGGAAGGACAAGGGCCAGGACGACUUUCUGGGGAACUUGGUUCUGAGACUGCAGGACCUGCGCUGCCGCGAGGACCAGUGGUACCCUCUGGGGCCCUGCACCGAGACCUACCCAGACCGUGGCCAGUGCCACCUCCAGUUCCAGUUCAUCCACAAGCGGAGAGCCACAAGGGCCAGCCGCUCGCAGCCCAGCUACACUGUGCACCUCCACCUUCUGCAGCAGCUUGUGUCCCACGAAGUCACGCGGCACCAGGCGGGUAGUACCUCCUGGGACGGGACACUGAGUCCCCAGGCUGCCACCAUCCUCUUUCUCCACGCCACGCAGAAGGACCUGUCCGACUUUCACCAGUCCAUGGCGCAGUGGCUGGCCUACAGCCGCCUCUACCAGAGCCUCGAGUUCCCCAGCAGCUGCCUCCUGCACCCCAUCACCAGCAUCGAGUACCAGUGGAUCCAGGGCCGGCUCAAGGAAGAACAACUGGAGGAGCUGGCCACCUCGUUUGGCUCCCUGCUGGCCUACGGGCUCUCCCUCAUCAGGAGGUUCCGCUCUGUCUUCCCUCUCUCUGUUGCUGACUCCCCAGUCCGGCUGCAGUCUCUCCUCAGAGUCCUGGUGCAGAUGUGCAAGAUGAAGGCCUUUGGGGAAUUGUGUCCCGACAGCGCCCCACUGCCCCACCUGGUGACUGAGGCCCUGCGGACUGGCACUGUGGAAUGGUUCCACCUGAAGCAGCAGCACCAUCAGCCCAUGGUGCAGGGCCUGCUGGAGGCGGGCAAGGCCUUGCUGAGGCUGGUACAAGACGUCACUGGUGACCUGCACCAGUGCCAGCGCACCUGGAACAAGAUCUUCCGCAACGCCCUCAAGAUCGACCUCUUCCCCAUGGCUUUCCUGGAGCUGCAAUGGCUGGUGGCCAAGCGGGUGCAGGACUACACGGCGGCGGUGGGCGGCCAGGUGUCCCCGGAGAUGGGGGACACUCUGUUCCAGCUCUACAUCAGCCUCAAGGAGUUCUGCCAGCUGGGCCCGGACCUCUCGGAGAGGGAGGGAGUCCUGGCUCUGGACGGCUUCCAUCGCUGGUUCCAGCCGGCCAUCCCCUCCUGGCUGCAGAAGACGUACAGCGUGGCCUUGGCGCGGGUGCAGCGUGCAGUGCAGAUGGACCAGCUGGUGCCUCUGGGAGAACUAACCAAGCAUAGCACCUCAGCCGUAGAUCUGUCCACCUGCUUCGCCCAGAUCAGCCACACGGCUCGGCAGCUGGACUGGCCCAACCCAGAGGAGGCCUUCAUGAUCACUGUCAAGUUCGUGGAGGACACCUGCCGGCUGGCCCUGGUGUACUGUAGCCUCAUCAAGGCCCGGGCCCGCGAGCUCUCUGCAGGCCAGAAGGACCAGGGUCAGGCAGCCAACAUGCUGUGUGUGGUGGUAAACAACAUGGAGCAGCUUCGACUGGUGAUCGGCAAGCUGCCCACCCAGCUGGCGUGGGAGGCGCUGGAGCAGCGGGUUGGGGCUGUGCUGGAGCAGGGGCAGCUGCAGCACACCCUGCACGCCCAGCUGCAGGGUGCACUGGCAGGCCUGGGCCACGAGAUCCGCACCGGGGUCCGCACCCUGGCAGAGCAGCUGGAGGUGGGCAUUGCCAAGCACAUCCAGAAGCUCCUGAGCAUCAGGGAGUCCAUCCUGCCGGAGGACGCCAUUCUGCCCCUGAUGAAGUUCCUGGAGGUGGAGCUUUGCUACAUGAACACCAACUUGGUACAGGAGAACUUCAGCAGAGCACCUCUGCUUCCUCCUCUGGCCUCCUGUCCUGUGUCCGGCCACUCGUCUGCUCUUUGCCCCAGCCUUCUGACUCUGCUCUGGACGCACACGCUCACAGUGCUGGCGGAGGUGGCCCCCUCCCAGCGGAGCUCCCCCCUGGCCGCGAACAGGCUGAAGAUUGCUCUGCAGAACCUGGAGAUCUGCUUCCAUGCCGAGGGCUGUGGUCUGCCACCUGAGGCCUUGCACACGGCCACCUUCCAGGCUCUGCAGAGGGACCUGGCACUGCAGGCGGCCUCCAGCCGGGAGCUCAUCCAGAAGUACUUCUGCAGCCGCCUCAAGCAGCAGGCAGAAACCACCUCCGAGGAGCUGGGGGUGGUCACAGUCAAGGCUUCCUACCAGGCCUCUGAGCAGAAGCUCCGCGUUGAGCUGCUCAGCGCCUCCAGCCUGCUGCCCCUGGACUCCAACGGCUCCAGCGACCCCUUUGUGCAGCUGACCUUGGAGCCCAGGCACGUGUUCCCUGAGCUGGCCCCCCGGGAGACCCAGAAGCACAAGAAGGACCUUCACCCGCUGUUUGAUGAGACCUUUGAUUUCCUGGUGCCCGCAGAGCCAUGCCAAAAGGAGGGGGCAUGCCUCCUGCUCACCGUGCUGGACCAUGACACGCUGGGUGCCGAUGACCUGGAAGGCGAGGCCUUUCUACCCCUGUGCUCAGUGCCGGGCCUUCCUGGGAGUGAGGAGCCCGAAGAGGUGCCGCAGACUCGCCUGCCCCUCACCUACCCCGCACCCAGCGGGGACCCAAUCCUGCAGCUGUUGGAGAGCCGCAAGGGGGACCGCGAGGCCCAGGCUUUUGUGAGGAUGCGGCGGCAGCGAGCUAAGCAGGCUGCGCAGCAUCCCCCACGGCCAGGGCAGUAGUGGGGGGAGGUUCCCUAUAGGGGCCAGCUUUCUUGGGAGGCCUGGUCCUCCCCACCACGGUGCAGCCCACCUGCCUGGCCUAGCACUCCAGAAGGAUCCUGCAGGCCUGGGAGCCCCAGCACAUGAGCCCAGAAUGCAGACCCCCCUGGCCCGCCCUCCUGCCAGACAGAACAAGGCCCCGUAGAUGGGCCGCCAUUAGAAAAAUCUAUACUCCCUCCAGCCCCAGAAGGGGAGGCAGCUGUGCCCCUUUCCCCUUUUGGAAAAUCUGCUCCAGCAGAGCAGGGUCUUGGGGGUGGGGGUGCAAGCUCCCUGGUCCUGUUCUUCAGCCCCCCACCCAGGCUUACUGGCUGUGGCUCAGAUCCUCCUGUGGGAGGGGCCCACCCUGCAGCUGCCUGAGUGGAGCCCCCCAGGGUGGUGGCGUCACUGAGGGGUGCUUCUGGCACCCUGGCUGAGGAGCCUGGAGCCGAGUGAGAGCUACAGGCAGUGGGCUGGCACUGAGGGCAGAGCAGAAAGGAAGCUUGGCUAGCUGUGUAUCCCUAGGGCAGUACCCGACACCGGAAACAACAGAUCAGCAAAUAACCUAUCCAUAAAUAGAUUAGCAAAUAAAAUAAUUAGAAAAAAGUAAAUAAAAAUCCACUGUCCUCCUUA
Molecule: messenger RNA, 4364 nt
Organism: Loxodonta africana (African savanna elephant)
Lineage: Eukaryota; Metazoa; Chordata; Mammalia; Proboscidea; Elephantidae
Gene: UNC13D
Product: unc-13 homolog D
Exons: 32
Coding region: 414-3716 (1100 amino acids)
Biological process (GO): secretion
Cellular component (GO): exocytic vesicle
Source: RefSeq, a predicted model, not a curated record